Messenger RNA from Danio aesculapii, 7414 nucleotides. It is a transcript of the gene nrg2a, whose product is annotated as neuregulin 2a. The record is from RefSeq and is a predicted model, not a curated record. Bases 216 to 2360 code for a protein of 714 amino acids. Gene Ontology annotation, biological process: intracellular signal transduction; animal organ development; nervous system development. The transcript has 11 exons. Lineage: Eukaryota; Metazoa; Chordata; Actinopteri; Cypriniformes; Danionidae. Gene Ontology annotation, molecular function: signaling receptor binding.
CGCCGUUUCCGGUUUCCAGCUGGUGUUUCCCGAUUGCAAAUCUAUCGGAAAAAAGCAGCGGAUCCCGAUGGCAUGGACACUUACGCAAGGUCUGCCGCGCCGCCCUGCUACUGGAGCCUAUUCACAGUCUCUUCAGCCUUCAACCCAACUCCACCGCUAUCGCCCUGCAGCUCUGCCGCAACGCGACCACCGACCAUCGAGCCAAAGCAGGCGGCAUGAGGAGGCUUGAUUCGGUACACUUAUCCAUGCUGCUCAUCGGGGUCUCCUUCGCCUGCUACUCCCCGAGUCUGAAUUCCCUGCAGGACCAGGCUUACAGAUCUGCCGUGGUGAUUGAGGGCAAGGUGCAGUCCGCGCCUCAGAACGUCUCAGCAGAGCCGUACAGUGUGAAUGUCAAAGUCCUGGACGUGUGGCCGCGGAACAGCGGGGGUCUGGAGCGGGAGCAGCUCGUCACCGUAGGGGAAUUUGGCUCGGAGGCUCCGUGCGCCAAAGUGAAAAAGAAUCACAAGUAUAUAUUUUUCAUGGACCCAACUGAUGAACCCUUGGUUUUUAAAGCGUCGUUUGCGCCCCUAGAUACAAGUGGGAAGAACCUGAAAAAAGAUGUUGGGAGGAUCUUGUGUGAAGACUGCGCUGCUUUUCCUUCACUAAAGCGUAUGAAGAAUCCAGUGUUGGCAGACGAAGGAAGCAGGCUGAUCGUGAAGUGCGAGGCCACUGGUAGCCCCGCCCCAGAGUACAAGUGGUACAAAGAUGGCGCUGAACUGAAGAAGAGCAAAGAGAUCCGAAUCAGGAACGGCAAGAAAAACUCCAAAGUUCAGAUCGGCAGUGCAAAGCUGGAGGAUUCUGGGAAUUACACAUGUGUGGCAGAGAAUAUUCUGGGGAAGGCCAACGGCACCAGUACAGUGCACGUACAAAGCAUAACCACAACAGUAUCUCCGGGUUCGGGCCAUGCCAGAAGAUGCAACGACACAGAGAAGACGUACUGCGUCAAUGGCGGCGACUGUUACUACAUACAUGGUAUAAAUCAGCUGUCCUGCAAGUGUCCAAAUGACUAUACUGGUGAUCGCUGUCAAACCUCCGUUAUGGCCAGUUUCUACCAGUCUCUGGGGAUUGAAUUUAUGGAGGCAGAGGAGCUUUAUCAGAAGAGAGUCCUGACAAUCACCGGCAUCUGUGUGGCUCUUUUGGUGGUGGGAAUAGUCUGUGUGGUGGCCUACUGCAAAACCAACCUCCCUCCCAGGAAACAGAGGAAGAAGAUGCACAAUCAUCUGAGGCAGAACAUCUACGUGGAUCAUCCAAACCGCAACCUGGCCAAUGGACCCAAUCACCCCGGGCCUGGUCCUGAGGAGAUUCCCAUGGUAGAUUAUAUCUCCAAAAAUGUACCGGCAACUGAGAGAGUCAUUCGGCACGGAGCAGAGGCACCUUUUCCUGGCAGCCGUCAGUCUUCCAGAUCCCACAACUCCUCCACCCGGGCUCAUUCCUCCACCCACAGACAUGAAGGGAGAACGUGGAGUCUGGAGCGCACAGACAGCGUCCUCUCCGACUGUCCUUCCGGCCUGAUGUCGUCCUCAGUGGGGACCAGUAAAUGCAACAGUCCUGCGUGCAUGGAGGCUCGGGCCAGGCGUGCCGCACACUGUGGCUUUACUGAGCCCCACCGGCCGGCCCUGCAGUACGGCGACUCUUUCGACUCGCUCGGGGACUCUCCGCACAGCGACAGGUAUGUGUCAGCGCUGACCACACCGGCUCGCCUGUCUCCUGUGGACUUCCAUUACUCACUGCCCCCGCAGGUGCCUACCUUCCAGAUCACGUCUCCCAAUGCCAGCCACGCCAUGUCUCUGCCUCCCGCCGCCCACGCUCCCUACCCGCCAGAGGAAGACCAGCCCCUGCUGCGGCGGUACCAGGUGCCCCUGCACGAGGCACGGGGCCACGAACCCUACCGGCAGCAGCAGCGCGGCAGCUACCUACGAGACAGCACGGGCAGCCUUCCCUCCAGCCCAUACCGGCUGGCUCAGGAGGAAGAGUAUGAAAGCACCCAGGAGUACCUCUCCUCGAUGGAGCAACCAAAGAGAAGCAGUCGGCGCUGGCGCAGGUCCAGGCUCAACGGCCACGUGGCGCCGCGCGGCUACCAGCCGUCCAGGGACUUGGGCUCACGCAGCUGCUUGUCUGACAGUGACUCGGAAGAAGAGGAAGGUGAGAGCACGCCCUUCCUCAGUAUGCAGAACAUGAAUGCCGCCGAGCCCUCUGCCCUCUACAGGCCUGUGCCUGACACGCGGACUUCUCACGCCCAGAGCGGGCGGCAUGGGUCUCGCGCCAACACACAGACCAGACUGACGCACUCGCGAUCCAAACCGGACAAUGCACCCCACUAGAGAGACCGCCAAACUAUCCACAAAAAAAGAUCUACUAUAGACAUGCACCUAUAAGAAAUAUUUUUAUUUUAUAUAACUGACAGAUAUUAUAAACAAAUGAAAUAUUUAUUUUCAUUUUAGCAAACGUUGUCUACUAGUUAACAGCAAAGACUUUUUUAUAGGGAAAACUCUAUUUAUAUGUACAUUUUGAUUUACAGCAUAAAAAAUAUGUGCCAACUUUUUCACAACUUAAAAAAAAAUAGAGUAAUAUUGUGGUGCCUUUUGCUGUAUGCUGAUUGCAGAGGGACAGUGGAGUUUUUUGUAGCCUUUCUUAUACGGACGCCUCAUUUUUUAUACUCGUUUACUCUUUUGUUGUCUCUUUUUGGCCUUUUUUCCUUUAUUUCCUUUCCAGGUUGUGUUCUUUUUGGGAGCUGACCCCCAUUUGAACUGUGACAUACCCCUCCCCCCACCAUCAUGCAAUAUAAACCACUCUAACAUAAGGUGUAUGUUUACAUGAAUUUGAGAUGUUUUAUGAUCAUGUUGCUUUGCCAACAGGAAAUCGAUGACAAAUGCAAUUGGGGUUUUGGAAAAUAAGUCUGUAUGUGUGUGUGCGUGUGUGCGCGUGUGUGUGUGUGUGUAUGUAAACGACCAAAUGAGAGGCCUCGGAAUGACUGUGGCUCUGAGAAAUAUGCUGCUGUUGUUUAGAGUUACGCAUGUGGGCACCUGAUGUCGUCUUACAGAUGUACCGCCUUGACUUGCUUUGCAUCCCUACAGGGUAAGGUUUGUCACACGGGAGCCUUUUCUUUCCAAAGGGGGUUAAGUGUGAGGGGGCCGUACUGGCCUGUCAGAGUUAAUAGCUUUUGACAGAUAACAAAGAAAUAAAGAACAUAUAGUCUUUCCCACUCUCAACCCACUUUCCCUUCCCUCAGUCGAGUCACCCUCAUUAUCAGCACAUCCAUCCGGUUAGAGUGGCCAGCAGACAGAUAGACAGGAGGAAUGGAAGGCCUCACAGCGUCUCAGGACCUCACUCCACCGCACAUCUUCCUCUAACGCAGAACUGAAGACAGACUGACACCAGGCUGAAAGAGGCAUCCACUCUACCAUUUGAUCCUGGUACUCCCAGAUAGGAUAAGGGCGUUCACAUGGGAUGCAUCCUUACUAGAUUUAUUUUAAUAUAUAUAUAUACCAAGAUAUUUGCAGUCAAACAGGCCUAACCCUUGGAAUAUGGUGUAUAUUAUGUAUAAAGAAACAACUUUUACAUUAUUAGAAAAUAUAUUAUUUAUUUAGUUAUUUAUAUUUCGCUUCACGAAAGCCACAUUUUCUGACACCAUGUCAAAUUGAACUCUGACAUGCAGAUUGGACCAAUCAGAUGAAUCUAGGGGUGGGAUAUGCCUAUUCAUAUUUACAUUAUGGGGCUUUUUUCAGUUCUGUCAUUUAAAUGUGUCCUGUGUGAACAGCCCUGAAGAGGGUUCUGUGCAGAACACACAAUCACAUACACACAGUAUCAAAUGGCAAGACAAAUAGCUGUGAAAAUUAUUAGGGGUCUUUAAAAUGCCAAUAUAUGCAAGCUUUAUAUUUAACUUGUGUUCCAGUGCAUUUCAUUUUUAUGUGUAAUGUGAAGACUGUUUGUUCCCUUUCAGUCGGUCACUAUGAGUUCUAUUUAGGGGAUUGUUUGGGGAUUCCUCACAGGAGGCCAAUCAGCUCUGAAUAGUUUGAAAAUGGGCCAUUACAAUGUGGCGCAUGAAAUCAACAUGCGAGGUCACUUCUGUAUACAUACAGGUAUAUUUGUCGCCAAUGUACAGCUACUCUUUCCAAUUUUUGCUUUAGAACCCAAUUGUAUCUGGAUGCAGACUUGGAUUUGCAAGCUGAGACUGCAUAUCCCAGAGAUGCAUUGUCAGACUCAAUGGAGCUAGUGACGUCACUGUGAUGGGUAGGGGUGGGGUUGGGUGUGGGCAUUAAAAGCAUUGCAUGCAGCUCAGCUUGCAACUGCACCGGUCAGAAUCAGUCAGUUUUUGUAAAUGACUGUUGUCAUAGUGCUUCGGUGGUGGUUUGGUAGGCCACUCUAAAUCCUAUGUGGCACUUCAGUCUGUUCAAAAUAGCAGUUUCUCCAAGUAAAAGCAACAUGUCUUUUGUUGUUCAUUCUGUGUGAUUCUGGAUGUGGUGGUUUACUGUACUAUGUAGACAGUCAUGGUCAGCAUAUCCUUUGAGACUCCUGAGAAUCAAAUGUCCAUUGCAGCAUUGGCGGGCAGGCAUUUGUCUUCCUGCUAAACUAAACAACCCUUCUUGGCUGAUUCCCUAAAUAAAGAUAUUCUUUGUCAGGGGUGGUGCAGCAUGGAGAUCUAUGGAAACUCGAUGUUGGGCUCCUAGAUGGUACAUGGAAGACACCGUCAGUCAGGCCUGACUGCUUCCUCUAGAGCAUAGGUCUCAAACUCAAAUCCCGGAGGGCCACAGCUCUGCACACUUUUGCUCCAACGCUAAUCAAACACAGCUGAUCUAGUAGUGUCUAGUAGUUUUGAAAAUCUUGAAUAGUUGGAUCAGCUGUGUUUGAUUAAGGUUGGAGCGAAACUGCAGAACUGCGACCCUCCAGGAAUCGAGUUUGAGACCUAUACUCUAGAGUUAAGCCUACACUCGAAAGUGUAGUCUGUUCAUUGAUUGAUGAUCUUCUUGUUGAGAUGAUGCCUGAUCAGUGUUGUGCACUCUAUCAUUUAAGAGAAGUAAGAAAGGAGGUUUUCAUCCUCCAACCUGAAGGUUCAUGCUGCUGCCAUCACAGCUCACUGUGACACAUCUAAUGGCAGGACAGUCAGGAACUAGCUCACAUGGCACAUGGCUCUCUCUUGAGAGCGCCAGGAAGUUGAGCCCUCUUAGGCUGCUUCUUGUACCCUUGGAAUCUCCCUGUAGUCUCCUUGCACAACUGCAUAGAAAUAUAACUGAGCCAUUUAAGGGAGUCAAGCAAUAUCCUGUCCCUGAAGACAGCACUCCUGACCAUGCUCACUUCCAUCAAGAGGGUAGUGAUCUUGCUGGCAUUUCCAGUUAUCUAAAAGUGCCUUGAAUUUGGGCCAACUGACUGUUGAAUCAUCUUCAGACUAUGGCCAGCUUAUGUUCCCAAGGUCCCCAACACUCCCUUCUGUAACCAGGGGGUGAGGAUGGAAGUGUGGCCUUUGAAGGAAGCAGACCCAGCCUUGACAUUGCUGUCCUGUUUGCACAUUGUAGAUGUACGUGGACCGCACCCAGAGCUUUAGGAAAUCUUUGUCUUCUUCAGAGGUCCGCAGAGGGGAAAUGCUGUUGUGGGCUGGGCAACACAACACGUUUGUAAGAUUUAACAUGCCAGUCUCUUCCUGUGUAUAAUACCAUUUAUACUUCAUUCAUCAAGGUAAGAAGGAAGCACCCAUCCUUCUCGAAACUGAUGUGGCAGACAGGAGUUAGCACUUGCCCUGACCUACUCAUCAGUCACAUUAGCUGCUCCAUUCUCCUUAACCCGGAGCUAUGCUCUCCACUACUAAGCUUUUUUUUCCCUUGGUAAUAUUUGACUAUCAUGCUUGGUGCAUAGGAUGGUGUAGUGUUGGAUGAUUUGUAUGCACAUACUUGCGCUUGUUGCACCCAAAACUUGUAACCUGUUUCAGUGUUUGUGAAGCUUUCCAUAGGGACCCUUAAUGCCUUACAACACACUCACAGUGACCUACUGAAAGAGAAUAUCUCAGUUACAUAUGUAACCCAAAUUCCCUGGAGGAAGAAACUGAGGCAUCUUGAUGACCUGAACCACCAGUUGAAUGCUAAGUGCUGUCUCGGGUCCUCAGCGCUAACCUGAAUAAGUGCCUGCAUGCUGGCGGCUUAUAUACCUGUAUGUAUGCAAGUGUGGCCUUACAUGCUAAUUCCACUUAAAAAUACCUUUGGGCCGUCAUCCUAUUCAGAUGUGAUUCUGCAAAGCGGAAUCCCCUAAUGUUGUCACGACACACCGUCUCCAUAUCCUCCUUCAGGGAACGAAGGUUACACACGUAACCAAGAUGUUUCCAGUUACUUUUUUUGUUAUGUCCACGUAUUUUAUAACUAUUUAAAAUAUAUCACAGUUAAACACACCAAAUAGUGCAGUUCAUUAUUAUUAUUAAUUUAUAAUGAAUGCUAUGUCAUCGGUUUAUCAUUAUUUGUCAUAUGUUACUACAUGUUCAUAUUAAAGUACUCAUUGGGCCCAAACGAAACCAGAAACAGCUGUGCUGACUGACUCUGUUCGGAUGGAUGCACUCCAACAUUAAAAACCAGUCAGUGUGGAUAAGCGUUAGAUAAAGUGAAAUCACCUGUUUCUAACUUUUCACUUACUACGAAGAGCGUCCACAGUCAGCAUCAGCUUGCCUCAGUGUUGAGAAGAUCAUAGAAAGUUGAGAGAGGUGCAGUCCACUGGGUUACUGAAAUCAACACCAAAUAAAAGAGGAAGAUUAGAACUAGACAUGCUAAGUGUUUCAUGGACUUCUUGCAUAAAAGAAGAGAUGAGUUGUGACUAUUUUGGUAAAAAAAAAUAAGAUAAAUAGAACAAAAAUACAAUGAUAAAUGGGGUUGCUGUAUUAUGACAGCAAAAUGAAAUAUAAUUUUUAUACAUAUGAAAUGAAGACAUGUUUUGUUUGAAGUUUGGGUGGAAAUUGGUUACCCUACCUUUCUUCCUUACAUUUUGAGUUUUAUUUGUAUGUUUGAGAAAUGCCAAAAUGCUCUAGUUAGUUUAAUGUGAUAUCGCUAUUCAACCUCUUGAUGGUUAUGUCCUGCCAGUUUAUUUAUACUUUUUGUUUCCCCGCUUGAAACGUCUAAACACCUCACUUCUGCAUGUCCUUGUGGUCAAGGUUAGAUGGGUGCAUGGUACAAGCAGCAGAUGAUUUUUUCCCCUCGAGUCAGUGGAUGUGUAUUAUUAUUAUUUUAUUACUUUUUUUACAUUCAGCAAUAAAAAAGAAAUCUUCCCCCAUCAUGUCCAUUCUUGGGAAAUGCUAGAGGAUAUUGAAAAGUGAGACAAACACACUUGACUGUCAUAGAUUGUAAAAAUAAAAUGAAAACACCUGUUCAUAUGAGAAAAUAAAUCUUUCAUGGUAUCAUUUUGA